Molecule: messenger RNA, 1080 nt
Organism: Yamadazyma tenuis ATCC 10573
Lineage: Eukaryota; Fungi; Ascomycota; Pichiomycetes; Serinales; Debaryomycetaceae
Gene: CCE1
Product: cruciform cutting endonuclease
Cellular component (GO): mitochondrion
Molecular function (GO): DNA endonuclease activity; flap-structured DNA binding; Y-form DNA binding
Source: RefSeq, a predicted model, not a curated record
AUGAAUCGCCUUCUUCAGCAUAAGGCUGAAACCCUCAACCAACUUUCGGUGCUUUGUGGCGUGCCCAUACGGUCUACUAAGGUGGAGAAAGCUCGUCUGCUUCUUCAUACCAUCAACUUCUACCUUCGUCUACCACCCACCCUCGACUUGGUGGCUAUUGACAUUGGAAUCAAGAACUUUAGUUACUGUAAAAUCACCGCCUUUGACGUGGCCACGUUUUCCCCCACCAGUUUACCGCUAAAGGUGCUGUUCAAUAGCUGGAAGACCAUUAACUUGACGGAAAAGUACCCACCCAACGGCGAUUUCGAUAAGUUCAACCGGUACGGCUCGUUUGACUACAACGACUUGCUUCACGAUAAGUAUUACUUGAGUUAUUUGAAUUAUAGGGUGUUUCAAGAGCUCUUUACUCCCAACCAACACCACUUGAAUGUGGUGUUGAUCGAAACUCAGCGCACAAAGUCCAACAACAACAAGGUGACGUUGCCCAACAUUCUCGGCAACUACCACUUUGAAAAUCUUUUCUAUGCCCAGAUGCUCCGUACGACGUUGGAGUCCAAACAGCCCUUGGAGUCCUUAUUGUUACCGAUGAACUCCAAUAAAAUGACCAGUUUCACUAUCAACCGGUUCUUGGACAAGGUGCACAUUAACUCGGCCAAUUCCAAGAAGCUCCGGUUGAGAUUUUUCAUCCAUCUCGUGAACAAGGGGAUUUUGCAGCUUGAUUCUUCGUUAUCACUUCCCACCGACUCGCGCAAGCUAUUGGCCUUUUACAACUCACGGGAGCCAAUUAAGAUCAAGAAAUUGGACGACUUGUUCGACCUGUUCUUGUACAACUUCAACUUUAUGUACAACUAUUCGAAUAGUGUGUGCUUGCACCACUAUCUUCAAAAAGAGAAGGAUCUCGAUGAGCUCGUGCACCUUCUCAAUUACGACCAGCUUACGAAUCUUCACGACUUAUUCACCAACGAGAACUACAGUUUAAACAGUUCUUUUGCCGAUUUUCACGAGGGGGUCUCACGCCCUACAUUUGACAUAGAUAGGACCCUCUGGGAAUUGGAACCAUUGGUUAAUGAUAUAGAAUGA